Harpia harpyja (harpy eagle) is the source of this 5465-nucleotide messenger RNA. RefSeq names its product BEN domain containing 3 (gene BEND3). Gene Ontology annotation, biological process: rDNA heterochromatin formation. Lineage: Eukaryota; Metazoa; Chordata; Aves; Accipitriformes; Accipitridae. The coding region runs from base 331 to 2838 and encodes 835 amino acids. The transcript has 4 exons. Gene Ontology annotation, cellular component: heterochromatin. Gene Ontology annotation, molecular function: DNA binding. The record is from RefSeq and is a predicted model, not a curated record.
CCUGUGGCAGCGCCGGGGAGGGUGGGGGGGAGUGGGGAGGAGGGGGAGGGGGGAGAGCGGCCUGCUCCUCCCCCCUCUGCCCCUGCCCCGGGGCGGCGGGUGGCGCUGGCCGCGGCGGCUCGGGGCUCAGUGUCCUUGUGCGGAAAUGACACACGGUCCCGUCACGUCACGCGAGAGCGCUGCGCGCGGACCCUCGCACACAAAGAGCGGGGGGGGAAACGCGGGCACCAGCGGAGGCCGCUCCAGCCGCCCCCGCCGCCCCCGCCGUACCGGGGCUCCCCGCCGUACCGGGGCUCGCGUGCCCACGCGUGGAGCCGAGUGAGAUAGAAGAUGAAUUCAGCUGAAAUCACUGAUGAUGAUGAAGUAAAAAUUCCUAAAACGAGCGUGAAAGUAGAAACAGAAAAUGAAGAUGAAGCCCUAGACUGCUCAGUAACAUCCAGAUCUGCUGAGAAACACUCACUGGAUGGCGCAGUUACUUGCCUACAGGAUUCCAACAAACGGAAACAGACCUCACUUGGUUGUGAUGGUUCAGGGAGCCAGCAAGAUGUCUUACCCAGUGUGAAGAAAAGACGCUUUACACAAGAGGGCCCCUUUUCAAACAUGAGGAACAGAGAUACUGGCUCACCCACUCAGGUAAAUGCAGAGCAGCCAAACAAGAACAAGAAUCCUAACGUAUCAUGGCUCUGUGAAGAAGAAUCCUUCAGUGACAUAACCACUCCAUCUUACAAAAAACCUCUCUAUGGCAUCUCACACAAAAUCACGGAGAAGAAGAACCCACCAGGAGCAGAGCAGUUUGCUUCUUAUGAGUUGUUUGAAAAAAUCAACCCCAGCAGUCCCUCGCAUCUUCGGACUUUGAACGACCAACGCAAAAGGGACUCGGCUGCAGCCAUUGCCGUAACAGCGGCCACCUCAGAUUCUGACCCAAAUAUAUAUUCUUUGAUACAGAAAAUGUUUUACACACUUAACACCCUCAAUACCAAUAUGACUCAGCUUCACAGUAAAGUUGACCUGUUGUCUCUGGAGGUUAGCAGAAUUAAAAAGCAAGUCAGUCCAGCAGAGUCCGUUGCAGACUUCAAGCCUCCCCCGGAGUACCAGCUGACUUCUGCAGAGCUCAAACAAAUCAUGGAUCAAAGCACGUCAGGUGGAGACCUAGCUUGCCGGUUGCUAGUGCAGCUCUUUCCAGAGCUCUUCAGCGACGAUGAGUUCAGCAGAAGUUGCAGUGCAUGCGGCUUUCUCAACAAAAGGAAACUUGAAUCUCUUCACCUGCAGCUUAUCCGUAACUAUGUGGAAGUUUGUUAUCCUUCUGUGAAGAAUACAGCUGUGUGGCAGGUGGAGUGUUUGCCUCAAGUCAAUGAUUUUUUCAAUAGAUUUUGGGCUCAAAGGGAAAUGGAAAACAGUCAGCAGAAUGUGCAAUUGUCCGGUUUUUAUGAGACCGAACAGGUCGAAUCCUCUCAUUUUAUGGAGGAUAAAGAGCAGGAGGAAGCUUUGUCCUUGGACAGGAGUAAUGCCAUUGCCUCAGAUUACAUGCUGGAUGCUCAGGAUCUCAAUGAAUUUUUAGAUGAAGCUUCUUCUCCAGGGGAAUUUUCUGUUUUUUUGUUACACAGAUUGUUUCCAGAACUCUUUGACCACAGAAAAUUAACUGAAAGGUACAACUGCUUUGGAGACUCUGGAAAACAACUGCUGGAUUCUCAUCGGCUUCAAAUAAUCCGUAGGUACACUGAAAUUUACUUUCCAGAUGUGCAAGAAGAAGAAGCCUGGUUGCAGCAAUGUGUUCAGCGAAUAAAUGAUGAGCUUGAAAACACGUAUAUGGAUGGAAGUGAAUGUGAUCAGAUGAGAGAUGACUGUUACGAUUCUUCUAGUUUACCAGAUGAUGUAUCAAUCAUAAAAGUGGAAGAUAGUUUUGAAUAUGAAAAACCUGGCAGACGUUCAAAAAAAAUUUGGCUUGUACCCAUAGACUUUGACAAACUUGACUUUCCCCCUCCCGAUUUUGAUGUCCCUGUCCCGGAUUACCUGUUGAACAAAGAACAGAUUAAAAGCAUAUAUGAAAGCAGUCUUUCCAUAGGCAACUUUGCCUCUCGAUUGCUUGUUCUCUUAUUUCCUGAACUAUUUACUCAUGAAAACUUACGGAAGCAAUACAACUGUAGCGGAUCUUUAGGCAAGAAACAGCUCGACCCCACUAGAAUUAAAUUAAUUCGACAUUAUGUGCAGAUACUGUACCCCAGAGCAAAGAAUGACAGAGUGUGGACAUUGGAGUUUGUUGGGAAGCUUGACGAGAGGUGUCGACGAAGAGACUCAGAGCAAAGGCGCACGUACCAACAGCAACGGAAAAUCCAUGUGCCAGGGCCUGACAGGAGGGAAUUUCUCAGCUAUGCAAUAAACCCUGAGAGGUUUCGAGAAGAAUUCGAAGGGCCGCCGCUGCCACCGGAAAGAAGCAGCAAGGAUUUUUGCAAGAUACCACUCGAUGAACUUGUUGUUCCUAAUCCAGACUUCCCUGUGCCUUCUCUGUAUUUGCUGUCUGAUAAGGAGGUAAGAGAGAUAGUGCAGCAGAGCCUGUCAGUCGGCAACUUUGCUGCCAGGCUUCUCGUAAGACUCUUUCCCGAACUCUUUACUUCGGAGAAUCUCAGACUGCAAUACAACCAUUCAGGUGCUUGUAACAAAAAACAGCUCGAUCCUAUCAGACUGAGACUGAUCCGUCAUUACGUGGAAGCAGUUUACCCUGUGGAGAAAAUGGAAGAAGUAUGGCAUUAUGAAUGUAUACCGAGCAUUGAUGAAAGAUGCCGGCGUCCUAACAGAAAAAAGUGUGAUAUACUGAAAAAAGCGAAGAAAGCAAAAAAGUGACAGGCUCUUUAAAUUCCUAAGACUUUGACCACUAAAUUAUUAUCAGGAUUAUGCUUUGGUUUAGACUGAGGGGCCUGUCGGGAGCUGAGGGUGCUCAGCAUCUAGGACAGUCAGGCACUAAGUUUGUUGCGUUUUAAUGUGUGCGUUGCAUCUAUGUGGGCACUGCAGCAGUGGGAAGUGGCUUACUACAUUUGUACAUGGGUAAAAACUAUAAGUCAUCAGUGACAGAGCUAUCAAUGACUCGCUAAGAGCAUGAUUUUCACUGGUGCAAAUACAUGUAUCAAAACUGUAUUACUCCACUCCCCAUUUCUGCAUCUUCCUUUUUUAUCACUUUCUAAUUAUAAAGAUUUUUUUUUUAAAAUCGUUGUGCUCUUCAGGGGCAGUUUUUCAUUAUACCCUUAUAAAGAGUCUUGUUAGUUAAUUUGGAGGUUGAAAUUUAAACUUAAUUUAAAUUUGAAAGUGCCAUGUUCAUUGGAAAUCCUUGGAAUAUUAGACUUUGCUUCUACAGUAAUUACAGCUUCACAUUUGUUUUGUUCUUGAUGAUACUGAGAUAAUGAAAAUAAUAAUAUUGUGUCAAAGAAUGGGUCAGCAUGGUGUCAUUUGCUUUUUGACUGUUACCCAGGUUUUAUUUCUAAAAUCAAGAAUUAACUGUUGAAGAAUUGAGACAUGAGCAUAGACACAAUGUGAAUGUUUUUGGUUUGUUUUUUUUUAUAUUGACACCACAAGCUUGAUCCUGCCCCUGUGAGUUCUUUUUUUAUUUUGUCCAGUGUCACUGCUGGCAUGACUGAGGAUGGCUCGUCUGAAUAAAGCCAGCAGAACAGACCCAAGCCUAAACCCGUGGAAUGUCUUGCCAUUGCCUGCUUGCCAUGCUAUUUGUAAAAUAACAGAGACAACAACAACAACAAAAAGACCUGAAACAAGAACUUAGAAAAAUUUUAGACCUUACUCUCUAUCAAAAUCACGAUUCCGAAGGUUUCCAGUAUUCAUAUUGAAUUGCAUAUAUAAAAAGUACGUGCCAAGCUUAGCUUUGUGAUGGAAUUCAGUGUUUCAGGGUCCCCACAUAUGAGCUGUGGUAAUGUAACUUACUCUUUGUGUGAAUGCAACACCAUCUGGAUAUUCUGGGUGUAGGGAUAUUGAAUUCUCUCACUUUGCCAAAUUGAUUUAGUGUAAUUAGUAGCUAUUUGGAGACAUAACUGUGUAUGUAUAACGUAGGUUUAUAUGGUUAAGUUUGCAUCAUUAAUAUGUUCAAGUCUAACAGAGACCACCCAGAACCCAAUGUGAAUUUGCUGUAUGAAUUGUCACUGGAGAGUGCUGCUUUAAAACUAGUUUUCCUCUUUUUUUUUUUUUCUUUUAAUACUGAUAGAAAUGGUGAGAGAGAGUCAGACAUGGAUUUUUAAGACAGUAAAGACAGUGGUCGCUUACUGACCAUUGCUGGAACACCUUGAAGCAAUUGUUGAUGUUCUCUGUGGUCCUUUUUUGUUGUUUACUUAGGUGGGUCAUAGUAUCAAAUUUAAAUUCAGUUCCAGUGUAAUUUUCUAUUUUAGUAUUUGUAAGAAAGUAUAAAAUACUUGAUAUUUUUACUUCAGAUUUUUAGAAUUUAUUGUUCUUAGAGUCAUAUUGAUCCCCUUCUUGUAAAAGCAAAACGUUUUUUCCUAAUGGCAAGAACUAGUAAAAGUAUUAUGUUAAACUGGGAGUAAAUCAUAAUAGAUCGUAGCAUUUGCUCGUUUCCCCCAUAUGCUAGCAACAUUCUCGAAGAAUGUAUGAAGAAAGUCAUGAAUGUACUAAAUAAUACACUGAUACUGUUUAUAUCCAUUUAAAUGUUUCCUGUUGGUUUAAAUAAUAGCAGACCAUGCACAAAAUGGAUAUCAGAGCAAAUAUGGCUAUAAUAAAAUGAAAACAUUUUACCAAAGAUAAAGAACUGAUACCACAAUGUCUGCAUCUUAUCUUUCAUUUUAGUCCAUAAAUUAGCAAAUUGAAUGUAUCAGAAACCAAGACUUUCUCUUGUAAUUGUAUGCUACCUAGCACCUCUGUGAAAUUUUUUACAUGCACUUUUGUGGGAGAUAUAAAAUGACAGAAAUUAUUAACAGCUGCUUAAUUUGUUGUUGCAAAUGGCUGGCCAGAAGGUAAGAAAUAUAAUUAUAUUUUCUGAUCUUAAUGUCAUACACAUUUCACCACUUAGUGAUGUCGAAGUUCCCAGAAGAAUUCAAUAUAUAUUAAACUUUUCUACAAUUGACAGAUGUUACUAGUUAGCAUGCAAAUUUGAGACAUACUGACUUUUACUGUAGAUGUUGACAUUAAGUCAAAUCAGUCCAUUCAUAUUAUCUACUAAGAAGUGAAAAACCAAUUUUCACCUUUUAAAAUUACAUUUUUGAAAGUGGGUAUAGAAAGAUUUUCGUUUGUUUUUUUUCUCUUCUAAUUGCUGUGUACAUUCCUUUUAUCUCACUCUUCACAACCCUUUCAUGAUUCAUUUGGUUGUAUGUUUUAUAACUUAUAUCAAGAAAAUACAGACAUAUGAAUAGUGACAUAGUUCACUAAUGAAAGCUCUUGCAGUGCACCCGAAGUACAGCCACUUCAUCCAGUUGGUCAGUCUUGUAAAUAAAUUAAAGGUAUAUUAUUUUCAUACAAGA